Molecule: messenger RNA, 999 nt
Organism: Linepithema humile (Argentine ant)
Lineage: Eukaryota; Metazoa; Arthropoda; Insecta; Hymenoptera; Formicidae
Gene: Nubpl
Product: NUBP iron-sulfur cluster assembly factor, mitochondrial
Biological process (GO): mitochondrial respiratory chain complex I assembly; iron-sulfur cluster assembly
Cellular component (GO): mitochondrion
Molecular function (GO): ATP-dependent FeS chaperone activity; ATP binding; 4 iron, 4 sulfur cluster binding
Source: RefSeq, a predicted model, not a curated record
CACACGAGGUUAAGUUCAAGUUGAUGUCAACGAAAAUGUUGAAUAUUACUGUGAGACCGCAUUUAGGCGAGCAUUUAAAAUGCUUUCAAUAUCUGUGGCAAUGGCACAAGAAAUACAGCAUAACGACUGAACCAACUAAGACCAAGCAAGAAAACGUAGAAGCUAGACAAAGGGAUAUUAUGGCACGGGGCCUUCCAAAACGAAAACGAAUGAAAGGUGUUAAACAAAUUCUUCUAGUUGCCUCUGGAAAAGGUGGCGUUGGAAAAUCGACAACGUCUGUGAAUCUGGCAACUGCCUUAAAAAUUCUGGAGCCAAAGAAGUCCAUUGGAUUAUUGGAUGCUGAUGUUUUUGGACCCUCUGUACCCUUGAUGAUGAACAUACACGAAUCACCUGUAAUAAAUCAAGAGAACUUUAUGGAACCACUUGUAAAUUAUGGUGUGAAAUGUAUGUCCAUGGGAUUUUUAAUCGGUGAGAAAUCACCGGUAGUCUGGAGAGGUCUCAUGGUGAUGAGUGCGUUGGACAAAUUGAUAAAUCAGGUGGCUUGGGGACCGCUUGAUUAUCUUGUGAUCGACACUCCUCCUGGAACAGGAGACACGCAUCUUUCCUUAAUUCAGAAUCUUUUCAUCGCUGGUGCAUUGCUGGUAACGACGCCACAAAAAGUUGCGCUAGAAGUGACUAGGAGAGGCGCAAAUAUGUUCAAAAAGUUGGAUAUACCCGUUGCUGGUAUUGUGGAAAAUAUGAGCACUGUUACAUGUCCGAAAUGCAUGUCUGAGGUGUCCAUUUUUGGUAAUGCAACUCAAUCGCUGGCUAAAGAACUUGGUAUAGAUAUUUUGCAAAAGAUACCAAUGCAUGAGAGUAUUGCGGAAAGUUCAGACAGUGGUAAACCUAUUGUUUUGGUGGCGCCAAAAAGUAGACAAGCAGAAGCUUAUAGAGAAUUAGCGGAACAAGUUAUUACAUUUUUGAGCAAGCAGGAAAUAAAUGAGGAGUCAUAAAACAGAA